Molecule: messenger RNA, 1599 nt
Organism: Macadamia integrifolia
Lineage: Eukaryota; Viridiplantae; Streptophyta; Magnoliopsida; Proteales; Proteaceae
Product: pentatricopeptide repeat-containing protein At3g14580, mitochondrial
Exons: 1
Coding region: 367-1581 (404 amino acids)
Molecular function (GO): protein binding
Source: RefSeq, a predicted model, not a curated record
CUGAUGGGGGAUCGGCCUACCAAUCCACUCCGAUUUCAAACACGUUCUGAACCGAUUUUAACCGAUUCGAAUCGAGAAACAGCCUGAACGAUUAAACCCUGGCUGGGUGGAAAAGAAUGGGCCUAGACUCUAAAGCUGCAAAGCUUUCAAGAACAUCCUGAACUGAAAGGACGAAAUAGAAAUCACAGAGGAGAAGAGAAAGAUGAGAGAUAGAGCUGCCAUUAUUGAUGUUUCUUCUUGAAAUCAUCUCUGGUUUCUCUCUUGCUGCUCUAUUCCGGUGCUUGAGAAGGAUUUUUUAUUUUUUUAUUUUAUUUUAAUUUUUUAUUUUUUUGCCUUGGGUACCUUCCAUCAUCACUGAAUCUGGAAAUGGCUCAUCGAUUGGUUUCUCGCAGUCGUCAUAAGAUACCCAAAUCAAUCUUCUCUUUAGCUUUUCAGGUGGAUUUGGGUAUUAUCAGAUUAUCAAGCUGUAAUUUCUCUGCUUAUUAUGCAUCUUCUGCGUCUAUUGAUAAGAUGAAAGUAUUGGAUCGCUUGAAUCAUAAAGACUGGUUAGCACCCAAUGAAGUCUUAAAAAUUUUCAAACCCCUUAGAGGUUCUGAAUUGGUUCUUAAUGCAUUGGAGAGGAUGUCCAAACGUAAGGAUUACAAGCCCAAUGAAGCACUUUACAGUCUUGUGAUUGAGAAGCUCGCCCAAGCCAAGAAAUUUGAUGCCAUUGAAGACGUAAUUAAGAGGAUUAAAAGUGAAAGGGAUUGUAGGCUUUCCGAUGAUUUCUUCUAUGGGGUGAUCAAAAUUUAUGGAAACAUGGCUGGUUAUAUCGAUAAAGCUAUUCAGACUCUGUUCAGUAUGCCAGAGUUCAAUUGCUGGCCUGAGGUCAGGACCUUCAAUUUCGUUCUUAAUAUGCUUGUUUCAGCUAAACAGUUCGAUGUGAUCCAUGAAGUUUACUUGGGUGCUCCUAGAUUGGGUGUGACAAUUGAUGCUUGUUGCCUCAACAUUCUGAUCAAAGGUUUGUGCGACUGUGAUAAGUUGGAUUCUGCCUUCGCCCUGCUCGAUGAAUUUCCCAAACAGGGUUGCAGGCCUAAUGUGAGGACCUACUCGACAUUGAUGCAUAGUCUCUGUGAGCAUGGAAGAGUUGAUGAAGCUUUUCAGCUUUUUGAGAGAAUGGAGAGAGAGGGUUGCUUUCUUGAUACGAUUGCAUUCAAUGUACUAAUCUCGGGGUUGUGUAAGCAAGGUAGAGUGGGUGAAGGAAUGGAGCUUCUGGAGAAAAUGAAGCUUAAGGGUUGUUACCCAAAUUCUGGAUCAUAUCAAACUGUCUUAUAUGGUUUACUUGAUUCUGAGAAAUUUGUUGAGGCUAAGCGUUUCAUUGAAAUGAUGAUUAAUGAGGGUCUGCUACCAAGUUUUCUUUCUUUCAAGUUGGUGAUUCAGGGCCUCUGUAAGGAGAACUUAUUGGAAGAUGUUGAUUUGGUUCUGAGGCAUAUGAUAUACCAGGGAUUUGUCCCGAAGAUGGGGCUGUGGAGGAAGAUCAUUGAGAGCAUAUAUUCUGGGAAGAACAAAGAUUUCUGCUUCUCUCAAGUUAUUUAUGAUUAGUAAAAGUAAGAAUUUUGC